Messenger RNA from Fundulus heteroclitus (mummichog), 14119 nucleotides. It is a transcript of the gene hydin, whose product is annotated as HYDIN axonemal central pair apparatus protein. NCBI's taxonomy places the organism in Eukaryota, Metazoa, Chordata, Actinopteri, Cyprinodontiformes, Fundulidae. The record is from RefSeq and is a predicted model, not a curated record. Gene Ontology annotation, cellular component: axoneme. Gene Ontology annotation, biological process: axonemal central apparatus assembly; cilium movement.
UACGGUAGACCUGUUGCUAUGGACACUAAAAAGACAUCAACUGAAACUCGUGAGUUUCUCGUAGAAAUGAAGUUGCUUACACCGCGGUGAUUUUGCUACAGAACACUUUCAGAAUGAAAGCGGUUCACAUCCAGCACUUAAGCUCUCUGCUUUGCAAAAACAAAGUCCUUGUAAAGGAGGAGAAGCCAAGACGGGUGACUCCAUCAGUUUUUACGCAGGAAAUGCUGCAGUCCACAGAGGAGCGCCUGAGUAACACUACAGAGGUUUACCUGCCCCUCAGGCUCGAGACUCAAGAAAGUAAUACCCUGCAUCACAAGCUGUCUACGAUAAAGCCAGACCAGCCAAUUUUCCAGCCUUACCCAUCAGAGCUGGUCUUCCAGAACUUCAUUCCCUCACAGACCUACAGUUUGCCUCUGCUGCUUUUCAACAAUGACAAGGUUGCACACGCUGUAAAGUUGGAGCAGGAUGUUUCAGAACACUUUUAUGUGGUGGGUCCAGAAAAUGGAAGCAGCAAAGUAGCACCAGGAAUGACUACCAGCUUUAUGAUAUUCUUCACACCGCAUGAGAGCAAGGACUACAAUCACAGACUGGUUUGUGUGACACCAAGAGACCGUUUUGAGAUUCCUAUUCGUGCCAUCGGGCCACGCGCCAUUCUUGACUUUCGAGAUGAGAUUCGUUUACCUCCUUGUCUAGUGAAGGCAUCCACAGAGAAAACCCACUUUGUUUGCAACAUAGGCAACUGUAAGGCCAUCUUCAAGUUGCACACGCGAAGUCCUUUCUCAGUGAUGCCCUCCUCUGGUACCCUCGAUGUUGGAGAGGGCUUCCAGGUGACCGUGGUUUUUCACCCCAUGACUGUUGGAAGCUUUCAAGAAGACCUACUUCUGCACUACGACACUGGUGAAGUUGUGCACAUCAGUUUGUUUGGGACUUCUGAGGAACUGGACAUCUGUCUUGAACCUGAGCAUGUAAAGCUGAAGAAGACUUAUAUCUCCCUGACCAGCUCUGAAACAGUAUCCCUCACCAAUCGGAGUGAUAUUCCUCUUCAGUACCGAUGGACAGUGUGGCCAAGUCAGGCUAAGGACGACCCGUACUUAUCAAGGGAGAACUCAGUGCAUCAGCAGAGGGAGGAGAAGAAGGAGGAAAAUAUGUGUCGACCCAUUCAAUGUGAGUCUGACCCCACAACGAUCCAUCACCUCCCGCUGCUGUCCCGAGGCCUGGAGCGCAAAAGCCAAGCAGCAGAUGACUGCCUCCCUACCCUCUCUCUCAGCGGCAUAACACUAGAGCCAGCGGAGGGGGAGAUUUGGCCUAACACUACAGCAAACUUCAUCAUUGUUUUCCAGCCAGAGGAGGCAAAAGUUUACCAACACACCAUUUACUGUGAUGUCACAGGCAGUGAAUCAACAUUACCUCUUCAGAUCAAAGGUGAAGGCCUUGGACCGAAACUGAAGCUCAGCUAUAACCUAAUGGACAUGAAAAAUGUGUUUAUAGGUGACAAAGACCAUUAUGAGGUGCAGAUGACAAACAAAGGGCUGAUUGAUGCCCCUUUCAGGUUUUCUCGCCCUGACACCACAUUUGGCCGGUGUUUUUCCAUUAAUCCCGAGGAAGGUGUUGUUCCUCCUGGGAUCUGCCAGACUGUAGGAGUCACCUUUCACAGUCGGAUCUUGGGAAGUUUUUCUGAGGAUUUGCAAUUAGCUGUCACAGGCCGGCCUCAGCCUCUUACCUUGACCUUCAGGGGUUGUGUGAUUGGGCCCACAUUCCACUUUAAUGUCUAUGAGCUAAAUUUUGGAGAUGUCGCAUUUGGUUUUCCAACAACACAGACAUGUACUCUCUACAACACAUCUUUUGUUCCUAUGGUCUUUGCUUUACAUGUCAUGGGUGACGGGUUGGGAUCUCCCAGCGUUAGUAGUAGCGAACAGGUGUCUGAUUUGUCCCCGAAGAUCUGGCAGGGGUGUGCAUCUAGAGACCCUCACCUGCGACCGGCGGAGUUCAAGGUCCAUCCAGAAGCUGGCACUGUGGACGCCAUGUCUAAUGUCACCAUUAAGGUGACUCUGUGCUCCAACACAGUGAAGAAAUACGAACUGGCGCUGGCGGUGGAUGUUGAAGGCGUCGGAGAGGAAGUCAUGAUUUUACCUCUCAAUGCCAGGUGUGUUGUCCCUGAGAUUGUGGUCGAGUCUGCAGUUUUGGACUUCCAAAGAUGUUACCUGGAUCUUCCCUAUGAACAGAAUGUGCGGCUGAUCAACUCCACCAAUCUUCCUGCCUGUUACGGUGUGCUUGAUCAGGAAAUUGAGGAAAGCACAACAGUACUUUUUGGCAGCUCUGUACCCAGAGGAGUUGUUCCUCCUGGUAGUUCAAAGGAGAUUCCUGUGUUCAUGGCGGCCCGUGCUGUAGGAAGGAUCCAGGACUCUCUACGUAUCGCUGUGUUUGGCAGCCUUCAGCAGCCUCUGAAAGUCGUUCUGUCAUGCAUUGGAGAGGGACCCGUUGUUUAUGUUCCCGUCACACAGCUGAAGUUUGGCAGGAUUCCUGUUCUGAUGGAUGUUACUCGAACGCUGCCACUGCUCAACCAAUCUCCCAUUCCUGCCUACUUCAACACCUAUAUGAUCCAUGAACAGUCCUUCUGGCGUGUUGAACCCAGUGAAGGAGUGGUGCCACCGGAGAGCCAGCUGGAGCUAAAGAUAGUAGCACAUCUGAAGGACACACUCCGCUUUCUGGACAAGCUGGAAGUAUCUGUACGGGACAGUCGGACACAUACUGUCUCCCUUUCAGCCACAGGAACUGGGACAACAAUUGUCAGUGACAAACCUUUUGGGCCGAAUCUUGACCUGGGCACACACUUCUACCAUGUCUCGUACCAGUACCCAUUCAAGCUGACCAACCAUGGUCUGCGACAUCAUCGGAUGUUCUGGAAGAUUGGUGGCUACCUGGCUUCUCCAAAACAUGUGAACUUCUCCGGUAGAACCGCGCUACCUCCAAUCAGCUCUUCUGGACAGAGAGACAAGCUGAGACGUAGAUCUUUACCUUCCUCCAACAGAGAAAAGGCUGUUUUCAGUUUAAGUCCCGCUUGUGUGGACCUUUCUCCUGGCUGUUCCGUGGACAUGGUCCUCACAGCAUCCUCGGAUUCCCCCAAGAUUGUUCAUGAGCAUCUGGUGUGUGACAGCAUCAUUGGUGGCCACGGUUGUCAGGAGACCAUCAUGUCUGUGGAAGUAAAGUGUCGUUUUGUCGCUCCAGUGCUCAGUAUUUCCUCAAAGCAGCUCAACUUUUACGUAACAAAGGUUCAGGGGAACAGCCUGCUGCCUGUUUACGAGAAGCUGGUCUUGCACAAUGUGUCCGCUUUGCCUCUGUCCAUGGAACUCAUUCUCCCAGAGCCUUUUUCUCUGAGUGAGACCCCAGGAGACCCCAGCUCAACUACAACUAAGUUCUAUGUUUUAGAGAACAACAGGCAGUUUGAGUUCUGGGUUUGCUUUGAUCCAUCUUUCUGUAAGGACUUUGCACCACGUAUUUUGGAUGAGACACUUAAAAUAAAUUGCUUGGAACACCCACAGCAAGAUACUGUGAAUUUGCAUGCUGAGGUCCACUUUCCGAAUCUUCAGUUUUCUUCAACCACACUGGAUUUUGGUUGUGUGCAAAACUGCACGGAGACAAAGAAAACGAUAACAAUCACCAAUUGCUCUCCGCUGCCUUUGUCCUACCGCUGGGCUUUUCUAGAGGACCAAAAACUCACUCAAUUAAGAGAGACAGAAACUAUAAAGAUGAAGCCAGAUCAGUAUCCAGAGAUUCAGGCUGAAGCUUCUUUAUUCGAUGACUGCCCCGGGCGUAAAGCAGAUGAUCAGAGCAGCACACAGUGCCAAGUGCAUGUGGAAGAGGUUUUUGAUAUCUUACCGAUGUAUGGUGCUUUGCAACCUCAAGACCAGCAGCUCGUCACUUUCUCUUUCUUCGGUCAUGAAAACGUCUGCACAGAGGUGGUGGCUCAGUGCUCUGUUGAAGAUGGACCAACAUAUGACGUCCAACUCAGAGGAGAAGCUUCAGCAAUCUCCUACAGUCUUGAAUCCACUCAUCUUGACUUUGGCUCUCAGCUUUUCCAAUGCGUUGGUGAAGUUGAAAUGUGUGUUAGGAAUACUGGGAAAGUGGGCUUUGAGUUCAGCAUCAUAAACCUACCAAGUGGAGAGGGGGACGAAGGGGUUGAUAAAGGGGAAGGAGCACUGAUUGUGGCAGUUAAUGAGGACAGAAGUACACAGCAACUCAAAGGAAACAGUGAACAACCGGAGACACUGAAGAUCAGACCUGGGUGGCCCAUCGUCAUUCCAGCUGUGGGUUACAUUGAUGCUGGUUGUGAGGAGCACCUUCGUGUACUUUACCUGCCUGGCAUCCCUGAAGAGUUUGAGAAGCAGUUUCAGCUACAAGUGGCUUUCUUACCACCACAGAAGAUCAUUUUGACCGGGGUGGGAGUGUUCCCAAGAAUACAACUGAAUUUACCACGAAACUUGUCAGAGGAAUGCUACAGAGACGUGGUGCAGCAGGCCCAAGCAGCUGUGAAAGCACAGCAAGCCAGACAGGAGCCUGAAGAUGGGAUCACAGUUGGUGGGGGGGUUAAAGAACAGGCUGACUGUGCGCCAACGUAUGAAGAGUUGAUCCACCUGGAAGUUGAGAGGCUGCUGGUGAAAGAUAAUGCCCUCCGUGUGGCUGAUAGGCUGCUGGAGCUUAGGGACUCACAUAGUCCUUUAUCACAGUGGCAGAGACUGAGCAAGUUCAAACUGCCAGAGUACGUGCUGGAUUUUGGCCUAGUGAUUCCAGGCAAAGUCUUCAGUCAGACAGUGAACGUCAUUAAUAACGGCCCAAUACCCGUGUCCUUCUAUGCCCACUGCAAACAUCUAACAGGCACAGGUUUUACAGCAGAAUUUGAUAGCGUGAAGAAUCUACCUUGUGGUGAAAUCCAGACUUUUACAAUUAAAUUUGAUUAUUACUCUUCCAAUGGAGAGACGGGGCAGACGAGCGUCAUCCUGCCAAUACAGCUCACAGAUGGUCCUGUGGUGCAGGUUCAGCUCUGUGCAGUCAUUACCAUGCCGACAAUCACUGUCUCACAAGACACGCUGCAGUUUGACACAGUGCAGUGUGGCAUGUGUCAGAUUCGGAUGAUACAGCUGCAAAACUGUGAAUCUGUGCCUUGUCAGUGGAGCAUGGCUGAAGAGGUGAAAUCUCUCAAAAAGGAGCAUCGGCCGACUCCUACGGUAUUUCAGAUGAUUCCCUGCUCUGGGGAGCUGUUGCCUGGGGAACGUGUGAACGUCCUCAUCAAGUUCAGUCCUGUCGAAGGGUGCUCAUACAGGAGACGCCUGGUGGUCCAUGUUUCAGACAGCACCCAGCAGGUCUUCAUUACAGCUCAGGGUCAGGCUGAAGACGCGCAGCUCGAGUUCUGCCCAUCUGUCCUGGAGCUUGGGCCCUGUCUUCCUUUUAGCUCAGAGUCUAAGGCUGAGGUCACGGUGAAAAACCUCUCGUCUUUCCCCAUCGAGUUUUACUCCCUGGAGUUUGACACACAGUACCUCAAGGAAGAAGAGAUCCUGCGGCUCAUAGAGGAAUAUGAUGAGAACAACAUACUGCUGCUUCCCCCAAGGGUCCCUGGAGAGGGUCUUCCUCUGGAGCUGCAGGAAUAUUGCCCUCAGCUACAAGAUGAUGAGCUGAAUGUAGGCAAGGUGGGAACUAAUUCAAACAAAGAUGGCACAGUAAAACACGAGGAGAAACCAAAACUAAAUGAUGGCCGAGAUGAGACGAGCUGCUUUAGUGUGAAACAAAGCGAAUUUUUUCUUUCAAAGUUGGCCAGAGAGGGAAUUAACGGGAGUCUAGGACAGUCAGAGAUGACCCCUGUCUCCAGAGCAAUCGCCCGCUACAUGGAAUUGGACCUUUCACCAGAGGGACUGACAACACAGAACCACAAAGGAAUUGCUAUCAUUGUGUAUGGGGCGCCUCAUACAGAUCAAAGCAGCAUGGCAGCAGCUCUGGCAUGUUACUAUGAGGCAGCGUGCUUGAGUAUUGAUGCUGUGGUCACAGAGGCGAUUCAAAAUGGAACGUCUCCAGCUAGCCUGUCAGCAAGAAAACUUUAUGAUGCUGCAGCUGCUGAUUAUGAAGAAAAAAAGGCUGCAGAAGCUGCCAAGGCCACUGAAGAAAAACUUAAAGCAAACCCUGAAGCACCUCAUGAAAGCUCAGAUCCUGAUUUAAUUCCCUCUUUCCUUGAUACUGUGGAUGUUCCUGCAGAGCAGAGCGAGACCUCUCCAGCUCACCAAAAGUCAGGAAAUACACCAAAAGAUAUAUGUGUGGGAGAAAACGUGCUGCAAUUAAGUUUUUUCCCACCUGAACAGCUGCUUAUUGAAAUCCUUGUAGAACGAUUUCAGUUAAACGACUGUCACCGUGGAAUAGUUAUCAACAGUCUAGAGUCUAUUUACACCCAGUGUGUACCAAGCACACUUCAAGUUGUGCUUAAGGCCUUCAAUAACCGCAAGCACAUCUAUGUGGUCAACUUAUUUGACACCUACGACGCCUUGAAGAAACGCGAAAGACAGCAGAGUGAAGCUGAGGAAGCGUUGCGAAAUCAGAUGGCUGAGAAGGAGGAGAGGUGGCUGUGGGAACUGGAUCAGGAGACGUUUGAUGCUUUGCCUGAUGGCAAUAAGGAGAGUAUUAUCCAGCGGCACUUGGAGGCAGUUCGUCAUAAGAAGCAGAGGGAGGUUGAGCAGAAGGCAAAGGAGGAGGAAGAAAGGAGGCAAUAUGAGAAUCAGAAGCUGAAAGAAAAAGAAUCAAAGAAAAAAAGGAAAAAAGAUGAAAAGUUGGAAACUUCGGAAGUCCCAAAGAUGAAAUCCUCGCUGGAACUAAAGCAGAACGUUGUGGAUGAACUACAGUGUGAGUUUGAAAACUAUGAGCAGAGUCAGGCUGUGGUGAACCAGGUCCUGCAGCAGUGGGACCGGGUCCAGGGCUUGCUCCUGGAGUCUCGUCCUACUGAGGAAAACAUUCCAGGUUCAGAUGAUACCAUGGCAGAGAAAAAAUUUUGCUCACAGUAAGAGGGUAGCACAGGAGACGGAAGGCCUUCAGAAAACCUAUGUGAUCAAACCUGGUUACUUUGAGUUUGGACCUUUACUUUGCAGCAAGACGAGAGAAAGAUACAAGAAAAACACAUAUCCAGAGAACUCUGAGAGGCUGGUAAUUCAUAACAACUCUGGUGUGGAGGCAGAGGUCCAGUUCAGUUUCCAGCAUGACACUCACGCCACAACUUAUCUGCUGGAUCCUCCCACAAUGACCCUCACACCCGGACAGAAAGAAGUGCUGACAGUCUGGGCGUUCCCAACAAUGCAGGGACAAAUAAAAGACAGCUUAGUUUGCCACAUCAAGGAGAAUCCCGAGCCUGUGGUCAUCCACUUCUCCUGCUGGGGCGUCCAGCCACAACUGGAGCUGGAGAACAAGAAUUUGAACUUUGGCAGGAUUCUGCUGCACAAGGGCGUCAGCCGAGGCAUAAUGAUGCAGAAUAAGUCCGCUUUGCCGCUGUCUUGGAUGCUGCAUGGUGUGGACGCCUUGGGUGAUGAGUUUAUGAUGCCACAAGAUCAAGGCGUCGUCCAGCCGAACUCUUCUUUCCUUCUCAGUGUGCACUUCAAGGCCAAAAGGCCAGUCCUAGUUAAGAAGCUCUUACGUUUUGAGGUAUACGAUGCGGAGAAAAUCAUAGGAAUUCUGCACACUGAAAACAUAACAGUUAAUGCUGAAGCCUAUGAUGUAGAUCUGAAGAUCGAACCAGCGGCUAAUUUGGACUUUGGAAUGAUCAGAGCUUUUGAUGAAGUCAAACAGCAUCUCAAACUGACAAACAAGGGAAAAUAUGACUUAGCCUUCAAAUUUACAUUUGAGCGUUCUGACCCAACACUUCCCAGCUUGGAGUCCAUGUUCAUAGUGUCUCCACAGAGUGGGACUCUGUUGCCCCGUGCGAAACCCACAGCCAUAGCGAUUGCCUGCUGCCCAGAUAAGGAAGUCUCAUUGAAAGAAGAACCCAUCCUAAGUUGCCAGGUGAUUGAACCCAGCAUUAAUGGAGGAGAAACAAUAGCCACCUUAGACAUCAAGAUUUCACUGGAGGCUGUUUUAUCCAGAUACAAGAUAACGCCUGCAUGCGACAUCGACUUUGGUCCGCUGGUUUAUGGCACAGACAAAACCCAGAGCUUCACAAUAGAAAACAUCGGACCCUUCCCAAUACAUUUCAUCCUCAGUCGCAUGAUAUCUGAACUCGGAAACCAAGCAUGGUCGGGAGGACGAGGUAAGGUGGCACCUAGAGAAAGUGUUUCAGCAAAGUCCACUGGUGCCACUCUCGAAGUAAGACAAGAUCCUCCUGUGAGAGAAUUCAAUACUCGGGAAGCUUGUCUAAACUUAGGCAUUUUCUCAGUGUCUCCCUGCACUGGAAACCUGCAGCCUGGGUCUCAGCAGCAGAUAAACGUGGUCUGCGUGGCUGAGCAGCUUGGGGCCUGGAACCAGGGCCUGUUAAUCGACAUUGGUGGCCGCGACCCCUCACUCCAGCCUGAAACAUACAGGCUGUUCGCUGAAGUCUGCAAACCGGGCAUUGUGGUCGACCCGGCCUCCAUCUUUGAAGAAUGUCAUUUGUGUCCAAACAAUAGCCAGCUCUCCUCUGAGCAGUUCAGCAAUGCUGAAGGAAUUUUUGUCCUGGAUGAGAAAAAAUUUAUCUUCAACAAUGUUCUGGUGGGGCGAUCUGCUCAAGCCCGCUUCAAACUUACCAAUAACAGCAAGGUCCCCUGCACACUCAACUUGGCCAUCAAAUAUGGAGGGACUAAGUCAUCCCGACAGCUGGAGGUUUUUGACUUGUCUGCUACAACAUUGAACAUAUCCAACCAGUCGCAUGCUUUUGCUGUGGUCACCUUCACACCACAAGCACUCCGGCAUUACAGUGCUGUGUUUGAGGCUACUAUAAAGGGGCUCUUGAGAUCUAAACAGGCGUUCAUGAACCAAGCCCUGGAGUUUCAGCUAACUGGAGAGGGUACUCUGCCCAGUGUCAGUGUUCUGCGUCCAGCUCAGGAAAACAACAAAGGAAACCCAGUGAUACGGUUCGGUCGGACUUUAGUGGGCCGCAGACACUCUUCACCUUUGGUGCUUCUCAAUGAUGGAAAUGUUGUAGCUGAGGUCCAGAUUGACAUUGUGGAUGAACAUGAUGUGUUUACAAUCAAAUCUACUGACAACACUGAGAACUCUGUUCACUUGGCACAGAUUCAUCAAAUCCCUGCACCAGAGGGCCAGUUGGUCCACAGAGCCACUGUGAGGCUUAACGUGAACGAACAGAAGCGGUUUGAGGUCAGCUUUUGCUCCAACAAAUCUGUGACUGUUGAGACGACAAUGACCGUGCAGGUGAAGGACAACCAGUACAGUAACACCACGAUACAUGUGAUGGGAGAGGCUUAUCAGGAAAUCGUGUCUCUUGAUAACAUCAGCAGGUCUUUGCAGGAUGGAGAAGAUGAAGUGGAAGGUAAUUAUGAGACACUUCAUUUUGGUGACUGCCAUAUAGAUUGUAUAUACCAGGAAAGCUUCACUCUGACCAACCACAGCAGCAGCCAAGUGGUGAGGUUUGAGUGGCCUCACGGUGGACUCAAUGUCACGUUUUCGCCACAGGUUGGGCACCUUCAUGCUGGUUGUUCUAAAGAGGUGACCGUCACGUUUUGUUCCAGUCAGCCGGUGACUCUGAAGCAGCAAAUAAGAUGUAAGAUUUGUCAGGUGGAGUUCAAGCAGCCAAUAGAGGAGGUGGCUGACUGGGAUGACCGUCAGAGAACAAUGAAAUGGCAAAAUGUUUUAAGCAUGGUUUCUGAAGAGUCUCAACCGCCUGAGAUGAAAAAGGUGAUGGAGACAGAUCCUGAGCCUCUCUGUUCUGUGAUUGAGGGCUCUCAAUGGGAGCUGGAUUUGGGAAUCAGAGCAGUUUGUGAUUACUCAAAGUUCAGCUGCAGCAUCGACACCAUCCAGUUUAAAGACACCAUGCUUUUGCAAACCAGGCUCCACCAACUGCAGAUCAUCAAUGUGGGCUGUGUGAAAGUGGAUUUCUCGUGGCAAGUCCAAAUGGAUUCAUGCAACAAGAUUACAAAUCCAGAACAAGAUGAGAGCUCGAGAUCUCGCCCUGGCAGCAGCUUAGCCAGGCCUUCCAGUGCUUGGAGCAGUGUGAUGUCACUCGUCACGGGAAACCCUGAAUCACCCCCGUUCAGCGUGGAGCCCAGAAUCGGAACCAUAAAUCCCGGUGUUACACAGAACUUCCGUGUUUGCUUUUCACCUGUGGAGGUAGCUCAGUUUCAUGGAAGACUACUCUGCAGUAUUCCAAACUUGCAGAACACCGACCAGGCACCUUGUAUCACUGUGUCUGGUCAAAGCCUGUUGCCUAGUGUCCAUUUUGAUUUGGAGGAAUCAGACUACAUCAGCAGGAACUGCCACAGCCCCAGGUUUAGCCAGCCUCUGGAUCCUAGCACUCGAGUUUUACAGUUCGAAGCCAUUGGCUUUUCAGCACCCAUAACAAGGUCUUUUAAUGUGGUGAAUCCGACCAGGAGGGCUUACUUUUUUAAAUGGAGGUGUGAAGACACAGCAGCCAGUCCUUUUUGUUGUCUAACAUCUUUUGGGACUAUUCUACCAGGAAAAAAAGUGGAAAUGUGUUUUGAAUAUGUCGCUGAACACCAGGAGACAGUGGAGUCACUAUGGAGCUUCUUGAUUGAGAAUCAGUCCCUUUCUUUUCCCUUCCUUUGCGUGGGGACUGCUAGGGAACCAUGUGUCUAUCUUGACAGACCUUACAUUGACUUUGGGGAAUUGAUUGUUGAACAUAAAGUGGAGCAGACGGUUUAUCUGGUGAAUGCAGAAGAGGAACCCUUCCACUUCUCCGUCCUGCCGUUGUCUCUUCUCUCUGAAGAUCAGCAGUCCAGCCUGAGUGUGAAGCCCAUGAAUGGCACAGUGAUGUCCAAAAACAGGUUACCGCUGUUGGUGUGCUUCACACCUUCCUUAAAAGGAUAUGUAAACUUCAGACUGAAUCUGAAAGUGAAGAAGAAGUCGGAACCACUUUUCCUGACCGUUAAGGCGGAUUGUUUAAUCGUGAGCGUUUUAGUUCAAAUUCAGGAGCGAGACGGGAGUCUCAGACAGAUCGUCCCAAACCACGAGGAUACACUUGACUUUGGAAAGAUGGGGAUUUCAGAACAAUGCACCUAUAAUUUCCUCAUCUCCAAUCUUUCAAGAUUCACCCUGGAAACAAGCUUUGAGUUGACAGGUGUCAGAGAGCAACUCCAACAGUUAGAGCUGAAACCUCAAACUGGUGCUGUCGAGGUUGGGAAGCAGCUCCAGGCAUCAGUGUGCUUUUCCCCUCAGACCAUUUGCAACCUUCAGGAUGUCAAACUAAUUGUCAAGGUGAAGCUCGGCCCAACCUUCACUCUUUCUAUUAAAGGCAAAGCUACAGCUCCCAGCCUCGACUUCUCCUUCACCAAUUUCCACUUUGGAAAAUGUUUCCUGUUCCGUCCGGGCAUGUUACCUUCGUCUCAAACUCUUCUCAUUCACAACAAAGACAGAAAGGAAGUCAGUGUCCAAUGCCAGUUCAAAAACACAGCAUUCCUGGAGGUGGACUUCCAACCAGUUAUUAUGAAGCCUGGUGCUGUAAUGGAGAUACCAAUUACCUUCUACCCUCAGAAGAUUUGCCGUUAUAAUCAAAAGCUCACCUUUGUGUUAAACGGCUGCGUCUCAAAGCAUGUGGAUAUAGAGGGACAAGGCAUUGAAAUGAAGCUGGAAGUGAUAGAGCCCAAACAAAAGAAAGUGAAGCUGGGAUCGGUAACGGUGGGUCAGAGGGUGAACACACAGGUGGUUUUAGUCAAUCACAGCCUCUUAGACCUUUCUUUCACUUUGACACUGAGCACAAAUACUCCACUGGAUCCAAAGGACCUGUCUGUCAGCCCAACAAGUGAGCUUAAGCUGAAAUCCUGUGGCGGCUCCUGUAAGGUGCAGGUUCAGUUCUCCCCUCAUCAGCACAUUCCUCCUUUUUCCGCUGAGCUGCAGGCAAAGUUCACAGACUUCUUGCACCCUCUGCUGACCAUCGAGGGCUGCUGCAAGGGCGUGGAAGUCCAUUUAGACAGCGACCAUCUGACUUUUGGAGCUGUGGUCCAGCACUGCCAGACCAGCAGGAAGAUUGUCAUGAUAAACACCGGUGACGCCGGUGCCAGAUUUCACUGGCAAACCAAUUUCCCUGCAGAGUUGUCUAUCAAACCAAUGACAGGAUAUACCAGCCCAGGCAAGGACGUUCCCUUUGAGGUGACCUUUGCCCCCGUGGAGCUCAGUAAUGACAUCAGAUACGAGAACCUGUCCUGCUUCAUCAAAGGCUCCUCACCUGUAAAACUGACGGUCACAGGCUCCUGCAUUCCACCCUCCACCAGCAAAGAGGUGGUGAGUUUUUCUUGCCGAGUGCGAAGCUUUCAAACUCAGAGCCUGUCCAUAACCAACCCCUCCAGUGAGAGCUGCACCAUCAGACCUGUCAUCAAGGGUGAGCAGUGGAGUGCUGCUCUCUUUCUGACCUUUGAACCCAACCAAACCAAGACAUUCGACAUCACGUAUAGACCACUGACCAUGACCCCCGAUGGAAGCAAACACCUGGGAUCAGUUUUUUUCUCCUUUCCUGCUGGGAGGGGAAUGUUUUUCAACCUGCAGGGAACAGCUUCUCCUCCUAAAGCAGAGGACACCAUCAUGCAUGAGCUGCCUGCCAAAACUGAACACUGUGAGGUUCUCCUGGUCAGCAACUGGCUCCCCAGGCAGCAGAGGUUCUGCGUCCUGCUAGAGAUAGUUAAAGCCGAGAAAAUCGACCCAACGGUGUUCCUCAAGGGACACGACUCCAUCGAGGUUCCCGCUUUGACCAAAAGAGACUAUAAGAUGUCUUUCUUUGCAUACAGAGAGGGGGAAUACAGCACCAAGGUGACCUUUCGUAAUGAGGUAACAGGUGAGUACUUGUUUUACCUCGUCAAUUUUAAAGUCAGGCCUCCAGGCAUCCUGUCCACCAUCGAGCUGGAGACGCCGGUUCGCCAAGUGACCUCAGCUGCUCUGCAUGUGGAGAACCCUCUGCCCACAGCUACCAGCUUCACCACAGAGUGUAAAUGUGGUGACGUCAAGGCUCCACCUCAGCACACUGUGCCGGGACAGUCCAAGGGCGUUCUGAGCCUCGAGUAUCUGCCUCUCCAUGUGGGCGAGUCCACCACACGGCUCACCCUGUUAAGUAAUGAUCUGGGCCAUUUUUACUACAAUCUGCUUCUCCGAGCUCUGCCCCCGCCGACAGAGGAGACGGUCCACUUCCAGGCCGCACUGGGCAACACCCACUCUGUCCCCAUUAAGUUCACAAACUACUCCCACCUUGUAACCAAGUAUUACUGUAAGACUGAUUGUCCUGAUUUUAUCACGGACAGAAGUGUUAGCGCUUCGGCCGGUUUUCCUUUAGGGUCAGAGGUGAAGCUGGAAGCUCGCUUCGAACCACAGCAGCUGGGGGAGGUGAGGGGACGGCUCACCCUGGCCUCAGAAAUUGGUGGGGAAUACAUUUUUCCUUUGCACGGUGUCUGCACCUUGCCGAGACCUCAGGGCCCGUUCAGCGUCACCGCAGGUGGCAGCGUCGCCAUCCCCUUCAAGAACGUGUUCCUGCAGGCCACAGCUUUCUCUUUUCAGGUUGACAACCCCUGCUUUACUGUCAAAGAGGUGGACAGCAUCCCCUCUAAAAAGACACAGAACAUCAUGGUGUCCUUUGAAGCUCCUCCAGGAGGAUCUCCUGGACCGUGGUUUGGAAAGCUGACAAUCUCCACUCAGCGCUUGGUGGGCCCCGGCAAGCCCUGUUCAUGGGUGUUUUACCUGAAGGGCCAGCGACCUCAGUCUUCUACAGGGACAUAAAAUAUUCUUAGAAGCAUAAAGAAAACACCCCAAUGGUUAAGCAGCUUUGUCUUUAUUAUUUAACCUAACCAAGGUUAUUUCUAGAUAUGUGUUGGGAUUUUAGACAGUUUUGAACCUGGAAUCUACAUGUCAAUGCCAAAAAUGUAAAACAGAUUUAUCUUGAUUUAAUAAACUUAAUUUAUUUUAUUGCAAAAUAUGUUCUUAUCAGUUGAAUAAACUGUGCAGAGAACCA